AUGGCAAUGUCUUCGAGCGCAAACAUCGUGGUCGAUCCCGAUGGAGAUUUGGUCCUUUUGCUGAAUCCCAACACCCCAGAUCCUCCAAGUUUCGACGCGAUGAUGUCUGCACUUAACUCAACUUGCAACACCCCAGAUACAGAGACGUCCAGCGAUGCCGAUGUGAAAAAAAGAGCUUCCCUUGACUUUGAAUCUUCUACCAGCGAUUCAACCCUAUUCUAUCAUGAUCGCAUCCUAGUAUCUUCGAAGCAUAUGUCUUUAGCCUCUCCAGUAUUCAAGGCAAUUAUAAAGGGCGAAUCCCACGAAGAUCUUGUGCUGAGGACCACGGGAAAACUGGAACUUCCACUUCCAGACGACGACCCCCCUGCGAUGAGAAUAUUGAUAGAUGUUAUUCAUGGUCGCAUGAAUUCGGUUCCGUUGAAGAUUGACUUGAAUUUGUUCACUCAGAUAGCAAUUCUAGUGGAUAGAUAUCAGUGUCGGGAAGCUGUAAGGCUGCUACCUGCUAUAUGGAAGGAUGAAUUGCCAUCUAAGUUUUCGGAAUAUGCAUGGGACGAUAUCGGCCGCUGGAUAUGCAUAGCUUGGCAAUUCGAGCUACACGACGAAUUCCGAAGAGCUACACAAAUUGUGCGAGAAAGUUGCACUUUUAGUUUUGAGGUGUUGAUGGCAACGAUCGGAUACGACCUACCGAUUCCAAAAUUCGUGGCUGGUAAGUUUUCUGCAAUAUUGAACAUUGAAACAAGCAUGUCGUUAACUUUGAAAGAUAAAUUGGAAUCAUCUCGAAUUGAAGGAAUUCACAAAGCUGUGACGAUACUUAAGCAUACUUUAUUGGAAUACCAAAGCUCGAUCAUCAAUUGCAAUUCGUCUGCUGUCCCCGACGCUGUCGAUCCACUUGGACGUCAAACUGACCGUGAUCUAUCUUCUUAUAGAGUAGAUUGCGAUUCAAUGGUGCUUGGAUCUCUCAUCAAGAGUGCUGCGCGUAAUGGAUUGUAUCCUUUUCCAGAAUGGCCAUACAUUACAUGGUCACUAGGAUCAAUUACUGCCAAAUUCGAUCUCCUGAAGGCCGAUUCGCUGUGCUUUAAAUUGGAAAAAGGCCAAGCUGCUAAACACGAUACUAUCAAAAGAAUUAGGAACUCUGUUCAGGCUAUCGACAAAUCGGGGUUGAGUGCAGCAGCAUGCAACGAUUUUGCCCUCAUUAGCUGA
This is a messenger RNA of Botrytis fragariae, 1200 nucleotides long. RefSeq lists its product as uncharacterized. The transcript has a single exon. The record is from RefSeq and is a predicted model, not a curated record. The coding region runs from base 1 to 1200 and encodes 399 amino acids. Lineage: Eukaryota; Fungi; Ascomycota; Leotiomycetes; Helotiales; Sclerotiniaceae.